Messenger RNA from Aureococcus anophagefferens, 2271 nucleotides. RefSeq lists its product as hypothetical. Gene Ontology annotation, molecular function: N,N-dimethylaniline monooxygenase activity; flavin adenine dinucleotide binding; NADP binding. Lineage: Eukaryota; Pelagophyceae; Pelagomonadales; Pelagomonadaceae. Bases 1 to 2271 code for a protein of 756 amino acids. The record is from RefSeq and is a predicted model, not a curated record. The transcript has 2 exons.
AUGAGCCUGCGGUGCCUGGGCCGCGCCCUGAAAUAUGUCAAAUCCGUGGAAUGGGCGGUGACCUCGACCGGUGGCGCCGCCAUCGCCGCGCUGCAGGUCGUCCACCACAAACACUGUCCCGAUCCCAACUGCGAGAACGAGGGCCACUGCCACAUCCGCGUGCGGCGCGUCGACGGCACCUCGGGCGCCGAGUGGGUGCGCGCGAACGGGACGUUGGACCAGUGCCGCGAGAGCAUCGGGCGCUGCUUCAAGGGCGUUCCGAUCGACGUCUUCGACGAGAUCUUCGAGGCCGACGAGCGCGGCCUCUCGCGGGAGUGUUUGGAUUUGGUCGAGGCCGCGGCGGCGGCGCGGCACGGGGCGGUGGUGGGCGAGUGCGCCAUCUGCAUGGAAGAUUUGGACGGCAUGCAGGUCGUCGGCGGUUUCGCGAAGCUCCGCGUCUCGGUGCUACCCUGCGGCCACGCUUUCCACCUCUCCUGCUACAAGCAGUGGGCCCGGAAGCACACGACGUGCCCAGCAUCCUCGUCGUCGUCAUCCAUUGCAAUGGCCGGCAUCCUCGUCGUCGGCCUCGGGCCCUGCGGCCUCGCGGCCGUCAAGGAGUGCGCGGCGAACGGCCUCGACGUCGUCGGCGUCGACGCCGCCGCGGAGAUCGGCGGCGUGUUCCGCGCGCACGACGACGGCUGCUACGAGGGCCUGCACCUCACGACCUCGAACGUCAUGAUGGCCUUCGGCGACUUUCCCCCGAACGACGGCUGGAUCAAGUACAGCACGAAGGACGAGUACGCCGCCUACCUGAAGCGCUACGUGGACACGUUCGACCUCGCGAAGCGCCUCGAACUGCGGACGAGAGUGAUACGCGCGUCGCGGGACAACGGCGCCUGGAAGGUCGUGACGCUCUACAAUAACUUCGACGUCACGCGCGACUUCGCGGGCCUCGUCGUCGCCACGGGCGCGAACGCGACGCCGAAAAUGCCGACCUGCUUCGCGGGCUUCCAGGGAAACAUCACCCACUCCAAGGACUACAAGGAGCGGUCGCGCUUCGCCGGCGCGCGCGUGCUCGUCGUCGGCGCGGGCGAGUCCGCGUCGGACGUCGCCGCGGAGAUCGCCCGGGUCGCCGAAGCGACGACAAUUUGGAGCCGGCGGCCCGUCGUCUUCGCGCCGCGGUUUCCGGAGCUCAACCUCACGGACCCGAAUCACGACGAGUACGCGACGCUCCUCGAUUCGAAGGCGCUCCGCGUCAACGACUUCCUCGAGUGGGCGACGACGGCGCGCGUCGGGUCCUUCUGGCCCGUCUGGGCCUACGGCGGCGCGCGCCAGCUCUUUUGGCGGCUCCUGCGCUCCGACGGACGCGCGCCGGCCCAGGCGCGCGAGAUGGCCCGGGGCGCGCUCCUGGCGACGAACGGGCACGGGGUGCGCGCCUUCUGGCAGGCGGACCAGUCCCAGUGGGUGACGAAGAACGCGCGCGUCUGCAAGGCCAUCGCGGAGGGAUCGGUGCGCCACGUCGUCGCCGAAUCGGUGGCAUCGUGCUCGGGCUCCGAGGUCACGUUCUCCACGGGCGAGCGCGUCGCCGCGGACGCCAUCGUCUGCUGCACGGGCUACGGCCUCGACUUCUCCUGGAUCGCCGCGGACCUCGGCUGCGACGCCGCGCGGCCCCGCGAGCUCUACAAGCACUGCUUCCCGCCGAAUUUCAAGGACGCGCCCGUCGCGUUCCUGGGCCUCGCGCGGGGCCACCAGGGCGGCAUCCCCCAGUGCGGCGAGCUCCAGGCGCGCUACGCGGCGCUGCUCUUCGCCGGGAAGGCCGCGCUGCCGGAGGAUUUUCGCGCGCGCGCGGCGGCCGAGGGCGCCGCGGAGCGCGAGUACUACGGCCGGUCGCCGAACCUGGAGGUGCUCGUGGAUUUACCGUCCUACAUGGAGAGCGUGGCGCGCCUCAUCGGCUGCGAGCCGCGCGUGCCCUGGUGGCGGCCCGCGCUCUGCGUCAAGUUCCUCUUCUACCCCGCGUGGCCCUGCUGGUACCGGCUCCGCGGCCCGGGCGCGGACGAAGCGGCGGCCAUGGCCGUCCUCGACGCGUUCCCGCUGGCCAAGUCCCUCAAGUUCACGCCGUUCCUGCCGCUCUUCCCCGUCUUCUGGGGCUUCCAGCGCGGCGUCAACGUCGCCGCGUUCCCCUUCGUCCGCGGGACCCCGGGGCCGCUCCGGCCCGGCUGGCUCGGCGCGACGUCGAAGCACUUCGUCCUCCACGGUAACGCGCUGCGCUUCGUGGACCUCGUGAUGCCCUAA